This is a messenger RNA of Atta colombica, 1568 nucleotides long. RefSeq names its product blood vessel epicardial substance-like. Lineage: Eukaryota; Metazoa; Arthropoda; Insecta; Hymenoptera; Formicidae. Gene Ontology annotation, molecular function: cAMP binding. The transcript is spliced from 6 exons. Bases 104 to 1552 code for a protein of 482 amino acids. Gene Ontology annotation, cellular component: sarcolemma. The record is from RefSeq and is a predicted model, not a curated record.
AGUUCAGCGCCUUCAUGUUCGUCGCAUACUCACAGUAGACUGAGGUGUAUCAUCUUACAUUCCAAAAGACAUAUCGCUUAUCCACCAUAAGGAGUCAAAGGUGAUGGCACGUAUCACGCGCCCUCGACAAAAAAUGGCGAACACGACUGAUUCACCUGCAACGGCCGGCAGCAGCCUCCUUUCAUCUUCAACAACAACACCAUUUCCCACCUCGACAACAUCGGCAGCAACUUAUUCGAGCGAGAACUACACCUUCAACUAUAGUGGUUUGUCGAAUCUGGGCGGCUACUCGCUGGACGAUUUCAACUACACGGAACUGUGGUUGGACGUCUGGAAUGGCACUGAGGUCAGCAAUGUCACCGAGAGACUGAACGCGACGGUGUUGUUAUCGAGUAGCUAUUGUGAUGAAUGGGAGGCUGCUCAGCAUAAGCUCUUCCAGGCAGCAAAUUUAUUUUUUGCGGCUGCGUUUCUGGUGCCACGCUCGUUCAAGGCUUCCGUCUUGGCUCUUCGCACGUUUCUCACGGCAGGUUUCAUGUUGGCGGCUCUCUGGGCCGGGUUCACCAUAUGCGCUCUAGAUGCCAUGUUAUGGUGCUUGGCCCUUGGUCUGUUAAACGGCAUUCAUUCGUUGAUACUUGCCUGUCGAUUCCUGCCCCCGGCUCUUAGCCCCGAACUAGCCGAACUUUAUUUGAAGCUCUUCAAGCCUUAUAAGGUUAGCAAGAAGCAUUUCCAAGAACUGGCAAAGGAGGCGAGAAUACUCAAGUUGGAUUCCGAUCAGACUUACGCAACGGAAGGGGUCACGCCGGCGGAUAGGAGGCUGUCUAUUCUUUUACGUGGAAAAAUGAAGGUAACUUGUGACGGAACUCACUUGCACUACAUCAGAGCCUACCAAUUCGUCGACUCGCCUGAAUGGGAGGCCACGCAUGAAAACGAUGCCGACGUCUUCCAGGUGACGAUACUAGCCGAGGAGCCCAGUACAUAUAUCUGUUGGACCAGAAUGAAGUUACUCAGGGUGCUCCGGCAUAGGCCAUUGCUCAAGGUCGUUCUCAACACUCUCAUCGGUAAGGACAUUACGUCCAAGUUGUAUGCCCUUAACGAGCAGCUCGCUGGUGUCGCGGCCGCCAGUGAGAACGCCACGUCGAAUCCUUACAGGGGGGUCACGAGAAGCCUCAGUGUCGAUGCUGUUAAUACAGAAACCGCCGGAAGGGUUCGAUCGACGACCUGGAAAGUGCAGAAACAGUAUAGCAAUUUGCGUAGUGACAGGAGUUCUUUGGCCCGGUAUUCCAACCAGUACUGGGCGCCGGUAGUGGCAAAUCAUUUUCCGCCAACCUCGCCGUUCAUUCAAAGCCAAAACCUCGGCUACUCGUUACUGCCGCAGGGUGACCAGUUCUCGCCACCUCCGCGAGCACCCGUGCUGACCCACCACCCUCCCGUGGCGCGACAGCGAAGCGGGGAUACUGGCGGCGAUUACACCCUGCUACCUCAAACACCGAAGCUCGAGAGGAAACGUUCGAGAAAAGGGACUCGAGAGGUGACCUUCGAGACACCGGUAUGACGCUCGCCCGACGGGG